AUGAAGACAAGAAACCAGAAUCAUGAUGAUGAUGAAGCAUCAUCAUCUAGCAGGAAGAAGAGGUUCAAGACUUAUGACAAUGGUGGUGUGGGGCCUUGGUCACACCUCAGCAAUGAUGUGCUUUUUUUAGUUACCAUGCAACUGGGAAUCUUUGAUUUUCUUUCAUUCAGUAGAGUUUGCAAGUCAUGGAGGUCAUUUGCACUCUGUAACAGGAAGAGUUUUAUGGCAUCCAAACCACCCAUGUCUAUGCUUCUCUCCUCCCAUGGCUUCUGUUGCCUGGAGGACUUUGAAGGAAGAAAGUUGAAAACCAUCAUUCCCCAUUCUUCUGGCAGGAAGUGUGUUGGAUUAACUUGUGGUUACUUGAUAUUGUUUGGGGAAGAAACCUUUGACUUCUGGCUCGUGAAUCCCAUCACAAGGCAUGAACUUUAUUUCCCUGCCUUCUGUUUACCAAAUCUAUAUAUGGUCAAGGCUACCCUUGUCUUUUCAUCUUCAUUAAACGAUUGGGUGUUUGUGGUGUCACAUAAGAAUUCCUUUAACUUGUGGUUUUCUAUAUCUGGUAAAGGAGCAUGGAAUCAUAUCCCCUCGUCUUACCGCAUCCUUGAUUUACAUACUUUCAAGGGGAAGAUAUAUACCCUAAACAAAAACAACGAAUAUCGUGUGUGUGAAAUGUCACUCAAUCCAGAGCCCAAAUUGACAUUUCUUGAAAUGAAGAAUAUCUCAAAGCUAUAUGUCUCUCAUCCGGUGUUUAUAAGUUCGGGUGAAAACCUGUAUGUGAUGGAUUAA
Messenger RNA from Lactuca virosa, 783 nucleotides. The record is from the annotation of a GenBank genome assembly. NCBI's taxonomy places the organism in Eukaryota, Viridiplantae, Streptophyta, Magnoliopsida, Asterales, Asteraceae.